Messenger RNA from Suillus subalutaceus, 1021 nucleotides. RefSeq lists its product as uncharacterized. The transcript has 2 exons. The record is from RefSeq and is a predicted model, not a curated record. Bases 337 to 699 code for a protein of 120 amino acids. NCBI's taxonomy places the organism in Eukaryota, Fungi, Basidiomycota, Agaricomycetes, Boletales, Suillaceae.
GAAUAUCAUGAUAUGAUCAACACCGCUAAACAUGUGGGCCGGACUGUACGGUACUACAAGUAUCAUCCGACAGCCACUAACACUGCUGCAAGCGGGCCGCCUGCCUGACUCGCAAUCCAGCAGUACUACACGUGAAAUACUUCAUCCAGUGACAAACUCGUAGUAAGUCAGAAGGUGUUAAUCCUACUCCGAUUCGAGCCUCCUUAGACAGCGCUUUAUAGACGAACUGGGAAGAUAUAUAAUAAAGAGCGUCGAGGCCUUGAACUCGAAAUCCUCGGCCCAACUAGUGACUCAUUAUUGAAUUGUUCCGCGGUAAACAGAGACGCUACUUAUGUAAUGCCUUUUCUGCGUGUGGAUUCUGUGGAAAGUUGCUUGCCACCAUCUGCAACGACCAGGCUAAUUCUUAUACUCCUGUCGGGACUCAUAACAUCUCUUUCGUCAGAGAGACCUUCUAUCGAUAUUUAUAUUUUGUUCCUUGGUCAAACCGACAACAAGUGUGGCCAUCUACAUGGUCACCAUAGGCUGAUCAGCUGCUUGCACAUGGGUCGGUACCACACAUCGAAGAUACUCAUGAAAAGCCCCAAGAGUUUUUUUGACGGCACACAAGAUGGUGUCGAUACACGGAUGAACCCUCACUAUAGUAUUUGUUCCUCUGCACAACGUCAAUGCGCCUCCUUGCUAUUGCGGGAUCAUCUGUAAGCACGUUAGCUUACUAGAGUUCCCAUAAUCUACAUAAAUACGCGAUACUGAAACGCAAGCUUUCAGUUUCACUGCCUUUUGGGAUAACAGUUAAGCGGACGACAGUCUUGACUUGGUUACAGAUACCAAGGCAGUUGUAUCCUGAUAAGCAGCUUCAAUCGCUUGUGGUGGACCGCUUCCGUCAGGGUAUCGUGCUUUUUCGGACGUCGUCAUUAAUUGUUGAUGCUUUAGAUAGCGGCAACCUUUACUUGUGUACGACCUUUCGAUGAUAUAUUUCCAUCCACAAUAUCGUUCGCACAACAUCGCAUUGCUUCACCUAUCC